AAGGGCAGCAGCUUCAGCACACGUAAGGGAGCAUGCCCAGCUCCCUGCCUUCAGUCUUAGCUCACUUGCUCCCAAAGGGCUCUCCCCCCUCCCACAGCAAAGAACUGAGAACCGAAACCGAACAGCCUGGAGUCCCUCCUCUUCUGUGUGUGUUUUGGAGAAGGAUGUCCAUCAGUUUUCAGUCUCUUGUCAGGCUGCUGCAUGGAUCAGAGGUCCAGGCAGCCCUACAUGCAGCUCAUGGGCAGAGGCAGGGGAUGAAGGACGACGAGAGCCUGUCAGAGCCCCUGCUGGUGCCUGGGCAGGAGCGUGGUCCCUGUGGAAGCUCCUCCAAAGAGAAGCACACAGGAGUCUUCGGGAGAGUCAGGGGAGCCUGGGCAUCCUGUUGUCAGGUGCCUGCAGCACCGACGUGGGUGCGAGGCCUGGCUCCUCUCACUUGGCAAUGCUCUGUCAGGAAGAGCAAGCCCUCAGAUGGUGUGUGGUUUCUGUUUUGCAUUCUCCUGAUCGUCAUGUUGGCUCUGCUUGAUCAGACAUGGUUCUUGUCAAGCCCGUACAGGCACCAGAGCACAAUGGUCAUCGGGCGCUGUGGGCAGACCACGCCCUGCAGGCACCCAGAGCCGCCCCGUCCCCAGGAGCUGAGCGUCGGGAGCCUGCUGAGAGCCCGGAGCCAGGCCCAGCGCCCGGGGGCUUACCGGGACUGCCUGGACGUGGCGCUGCGCGAGUUCCGCCGGGAGCCGGCCAUGGUGCAGAGCAACGCCCGGCUGAUGCUGGACUGUAAUGGGACAGCCCAGGCUUUCCAGUCUGGGAAGGGGCAGGCCCAGAUCCAGGUGGCCUGGAUCGCUGGCAAGGCAAAGUACAACAUUCAAGUCAACAGCACUGAGGCCUACGUGUCCAGGCUGAAGCUCAGACAGUUCCCCCUCAAUCUCACCAGCCUGCUAAGUGUGCAGCAGGACCUCACCUUCCGUAGGGCCCCGGAGCUGGUGGGACAGUGCCUGGAGCGGGCAGUGCAGGAGGUCUCACGGGAGCUGGAGUGCCUGCUGUGGGACGCUCAGCUGGUGGUGACGUGUGGGGGCGCCGAACUGACCUUCGUCUCUGGGGAGGGGCACAGAAAGAUGAAUGUGUAUGCCGAUGGCAAUGGGACGGUCCAGUACUGGGAGCAGCCGGUCGGGUGGCCACUGUGGUUUGCCCAGCUGCUGAACGUGAACUGGUGCUGAGUGUCAGGCUAGGAGUGACAGAGCAGGGUGGGGAAGUGGAGUAGGGUUGGCAUUUGGCGUCAUGGGGCCAGAUCCCCACUGUGGUGAAUUUGCUGUGGCUCUAUCAGAGCCACUGGGACCAAAUUCCCAGGUGGUGCAGGACAGGCAGUGCCCACUGGGCUCUCCCCUCGCACUGACGUAAACCAGGUACCCACACUGUUAGAGUGUGUGGGCCCAGAUCAGGUCGAUCCCAUCAUGGUGGGCACAGCAGGUGUAGAAGUACAAAGCUAGCACUUCUGGCUGCAUCUUUUCUAUACCUGGCCUAGAAGGCAGGUGCUGGACUCAGGGUACUCCUGGGUUAUGUUCCAGGCUCUGCCAUUUUAAGCUAUUCACUUUUCGUCUGAUUCCCUUUUCACUGGAUUAAUUUUAACCAGUGGUGCUCUACCUUCUGGGCCUGUAGGCUGGGCGAGUGACACGGGGUCAGUCCGCAAGCCAGAUCCGGCAUGACAUCACCAUGCAGGGGCGGUUCAUGGGUGCAAUCCAGUACUCUGACCUGGCCCUGUGUGUUGGAUCCUGCUGUGGAGCAACACCGUGUGCCAGAUCUGGCCACAGGUCCACCCUGUACACCAGUAUGGUCUGGCAGGUGGGGCCAUGUCACUUAGCACACAGGACUCCCCAUGAGGGAAGAAAUUUGGCAGUGGGGGAAUGGUGUCAGGAUUAAUUGCUGCAGGUCUGGGAACAAUUCAUGCUACCACUAUUGCAUUUAAAAAUGGGUUUUAAAAAUGAGUGCUUUAAGAAUUGACACAACACUCGGUUGAUUAAUAGCAGGAAGGCUUGCUUUAAUAACUACCAAAAGUCUAUAA
Messenger RNA from Alligator sinensis (Chinese alligator), 2053 nucleotides. RefSeq lists its product as uncharacterized. Lineage: Eukaryota; Metazoa; Chordata; Crocodylia; Alligatoridae. The coding region runs from base 33 to 1211 and encodes 392 amino acids. The transcript has 3 exons. The record is from RefSeq and is a predicted model, not a curated record.